Messenger RNA from Cantharellus anzutake, 1647 nucleotides. Its product is annotated as putative Serine/threonine-protein kinase gad8. Lineage: Eukaryota; Fungi; Basidiomycota; Agaricomycetes; Cantharellales; Hydnaceae. Bases 1 to 1647 code for a protein of 548 amino acids. Gene Ontology annotation, molecular function: ATP binding; protein serine/threonine kinase activity. The transcript has 15 exons. Gene Ontology annotation, biological process: protein phosphorylation. The record is from RefSeq and is a predicted model, not a curated record.
AUGUCUGGCUGGCUUGGAAAGAAAGCGAAGGACGUGCUCACGCCGUCGCGUUCCCACACACCCGUUCCUUCUCGUUCGACUACACCUCAGCCACCAGCACAAUAUCUAAGCCCGCGAACAUCGAGCUCUGGAGAAAGAACUGGAUUGCUUACAAUUCGUGUGCUUGAAGGCAGAGGCAUUACUCUCCCUCCAGAUGUAUCAAUCCCUCCCUCGGUUGAAGAGGCCGUCAAAAAUCAGCCAGCGCAUCAACGAAAGCCCUCAAAUGCUCGUGAGAGCAUUCAACGCCGCAGGAUGUGGUGGAUCCCCUAUUGUGUUCUUGAGUACGACAAAAACGAAAUCAUGAUUGACGCCCUGGGUGGACAGCUAUCGUCCCCGAACUGGUACUCGCAGGCUGAUUUUGACGUAUCCCGUACUUCGGACAUCACGAUCUCAGCCUAUCUCCGGACUCAGCCCGUGAUUUCCGGACUCAGCCAACCAGAUAUGGGGAACGACAUACUUCUCUCUCGUCUCGACCUCAGCCCCGCAUUGGAAGCAAAUGCCGUGUCUGAUCAGUGGUAUCGUGCUACCUGGGGUACUGGAGAGUUCCGCCUGCACCUGUCGUUCAAACCAAUACAUAAUGAAACGUUGACUAUAGACUCCUUUGAUUUAUUGAGUCUCAUUGGGAAAGGAAGUUUCGGAAAGGUUAUGCAAGUUCGAAAAAAGGACACGGGCCGUAUAUAUGCACUGAAAACAAUCAGAAAAGCUCAUAUUGCAUCUCGACCUGGGGAAAUCACCCACAUUCUAGCCGAAAGAACAGUGCUGGCGCUGGUCAACAAUCCUUUUAUCGUCCCUCUCAAGUUUUCAUUCCAAACUCCGGACAAAUUAUACCUUGUCAUGUCCUUUGUGAAUGGGGGGGAACUGUUCUAUCACCUACAAAGGGAAGGUCGUUUCGAUCAGUCCCGCAGUCGAUUCUACGCUGCGGAGCUACUCUGUGCUCUCGAGCAUUUGCACUCUUUCAAUGUUGUUUAUCGGGAUUUGAAACCGGAAAACAUCCUUCUCGACUUCACAGGUCACAUAGCGCUAUGUGAUUUCGGUUUAUGCAAGCUCAAUAUGUCGGAGGACUCGAAAACGAACACUUUCUGUGGUACCCCCGAAUAUAUUGCACCUGAACUCCUCGAAAGCAAAGGGUAUACAAAAACCGUCGACUGGUGGACUUUGGGCGUCUUAAUUUUUGAAAUGCUGACCGGAUUGCCCCCUUUCUACGAUCAGGACGUGAACAAAAUGUAUCAGAGAAUCCUACAUGACACUCUCCGCUUUCCAGAUGAUAUGUCUACAGAAGCGAGAAGUAUCAUUGCAGCGCUUCUGAAGCGUGACCCAACUCAGAGAUUGGGUGUGAACGGAUCAAACGAGAUAAAGAAGCAGCCAUUCUUCUCCAAAAUAGAUUGGCACAAGUUGCUUGCCAAAAAGAUUCAGCCACCUUUCAAACCUAGUGUCACCGGACUGAUUGACGUGUCAAAUUUCGAUCCAGAAUUCACAUCGGAAGUAGCAGCGGACAGUCUCGUCACCGACUCAAACCUGUCCGAGACUGUGCAGGACCAGUUCCGUGGAUUCACUUACAAUCCAGCUAACGAACAUCUUGCCGAGCAAUUUGGCAGUGUUACGUCUUAA